Lepus europaeus (European hare) is the source of this 3748-nucleotide messenger RNA. RefSeq names its product interleukin 12 receptor subunit beta 2 (gene IL12RB2). Gene Ontology annotation, molecular function: cytokine receptor activity; cytokine binding. The transcript has 18 exons. Lineage: Eukaryota; Metazoa; Chordata; Mammalia; Lagomorpha; Leporidae. Gene Ontology annotation, cellular component: signaling receptor complex; membrane; external side of plasma membrane. The record is from RefSeq and is a predicted model, not a curated record. The coding region runs from base 1 to 3177 and encodes 1058 amino acids. Gene Ontology annotation, biological process: cytokine-mediated signaling pathway.
AUGCCAGAUUCCCUGAACGACAGCCAUAAAGGGCAGUUUUCCUUCCUCUCCCACACCCCGCCGGUCACGCGGGACCCUCGAGGGCCGGGGUCUGGCCAGCUAGGAGCGGGGCCCGGCUGCCUUCCUUUUCCUACAGCAGAGCCUGGUUCCGAGGGAGGCCGCGGCGUGCUUCGCACCCACCCGGCGCGAGGGGUCUGCCCGGGGUCCACCCGGGGUCCCGCGGCGCUAGGGGGUGCUAAGAGCCGGGCCGCCGGACGCUGGAGGAAGCCAGGUGCCGGGUCGCGGGAUCGGGGGCCGAGAGCCCUGCGCGGCCGCGCGCCUCCGCUCCGCGACUCAGCCGGCCGGCGCCCGGGCUUGGCGUGCAGGGACGGCCCGCUGCGGGCAGAAGCCACGCCCUCCACCACCGCCGCGUGGAAACCACCGGCGCUGACCCGGCCCCAAGUCCCCGCGCGCCCCGGCCGGGCCCCCAGAGCGCCUACUCCCGGGCUGGCGGCGGACGCGGCGGCUGGGCCAAGGCCCGCGCUCCCCUGCCUCACUCUUCCCAGUGCUACCGAGGAAGAAUACACAAUUAUAUUCCAGAGUAGACUGUUCAUGGCCAUUAGAAGAUGCUCACUGGUACUUGUUUUUAUAACCAUGUGGCUGUCAAUUAAAGCAAAAAUAGAUGUGUGCAAGAGAGGAGAUGUGACUGUGAAGCCUUCCCAUGUAAUUUCACUUGGAUCAGCUGUCAAUAUUUCGUGCUCUCUGAAACCCAAACAAGGCUGCUGGCACUACUCCAGUUUUAACCGGUUAAUCCUCUAUGAGUUCAACAGAACAAUCAGUUUUCACCACGGUGGCUCCCUCAGUACUCAAGUCACAGAUCUUCCCCUUGGGACAACCUUGUUUGUCUGCAAACUGGCCUGCAUCAAUAGCAAUGAGAUUCGAAUUUGUGGAGCAGAGAUCUCGGUUGGUGUUGUUCCAGAACAGCCUCAAGACUUAUCUUGCAUACAGAAGGGAGAGCACGGGACUGUGGCCUGCACCUGGGACAGAGGACGAGACACCCACCUAUAUACUAAGUACACUCUAGAGUUAAAUGGACCAAAAGCUUUGAGUUGGCAGAAGCAGUGCAGUGAUCAGUAUUGUGAUCAUUUGGACUUUGGAUUCAAGCUAACCCCUGAUUUACGUGAAUCCAUUUUCACAGCUACAGUUACUGCCGUGAAUAUUCUUGGAAAUUCUUCACUUGCGUCUGUGUUCACUUUCUUGGACAUAGUGAGGCCUCUUCCUCCGUGGGACAUCAGAGUCACAUUUCUAAAUGCUUCCAGCAGCCGAUGUACCCUUCAGUGGAGAGAUGAAGAGUGGGUGCUGCUUAAUCGACUCAGAUACCGGCCCAGCAGCAGCAGGUCCUGGAAGAUGGUUAAUGUUACAAAUGCCAGAGGAAGACAUGAUUUGCUGGAUCUGAAGCCGUUUACAGAAUAUGAAUUUCAGGUUUCUUCUAAGCUACAUCUUCAUAAAGGAGGUUGGAGUGAUUGGAGUGAAUCAUUGAGAACACAAACACCAGAAGAAGAGCCUAUUGGAACAUUAGAUGUCUGGUACAUGAAGCAACAUGUGGAUUACAACAGACAACACAUUUCUCUUUUCUGGAAGAAUCUGAGUGUAUCAGAGGCAAGAGGGAAAAUCCUCCACUAUCGAGUGACCUUACAGGAGAUGGCAGGAAGGAAAACUACACUACAGAACCUCACAAGACACACCUCCUGGACCUGGGUCGUUCCCAGAACUGGGAAUUGGGCUGCAGCUGUAUCUGCAGCCAACUCAAAAGGCAGUUCCCUGCCAACUAGUAUUAACAUAACAGACCUGUGCGGGGCAGCAUUGCUGGCUCCUCGCCAGGUCUCUGCCAACCCAGAGGGCACAGACAGCAUCCUGGUGACUUGGCAGCCUCCCGAGAAAGCUGCCUCUGCCGUUCGGGAGUACGUGGUGGAAUGGAGGCAGCUGCUUCUGGAGGGCGACGUGCGGCCCCGUCCAAACUGGCUGCGGCUCCCGCUGCACAGUGUGUCUGCUGUGCUGUCAGAGAACAUCAAACCCUACUUGUGUUAUGAAAUCCACGUGCAUGCACUGUCAGCAGGCCAAGGAGGAUGCAGCUCCAUCCUGGGAAACUCCAAGCACAAAGCUCCGCUGAGGGGGCCCCACAUCAAUGACAUUACAGAAGACGAGGGGAGUGUUUGGAUUUCAUGGGACCACUUUCCAGCCCAGGAGCAAAUGGGCUGCAUCCUGCAUUACAGAAUUUACUGGAAGGAACAGGACUCCCGUUCCCAGGCUCAGCUCUGUGAAAUUCCCUAUAGAGUCUCCCAGAAUUCACAUCCAAUAAACAGCCUGAAGCCCAGAGUGACAUAUGUCCUAUGGAUGACGGCUCUGACAGCUGCUGGUGAAAGUCCCCCAGGAAGUGAGAGGGAAUUUUGUCUGCAAGGCAAAGCCAACUGGAGCGUGUUUGUGGCACCAAGCAUUUGCACUGCUGUCAUCAUAGUGGGCAUUUUCUCAAUGCGUCACUUCCGGCAAAAGGUGUGUGUUCUCCUUUCGGCCCUCAGACCUCAAUGGUGUCGCAAAGAAAUUCCAGACCCAGCAAAUAGCACAUGGGCCAAGAAGUAUCCCAUCAUGGAGGAGCAGGCGCAGCUGCUGGUGGAGAGGCUCCAGACACCCUGGUCCUGUCCUGAAGAGCCCGAGCCCCUGGCCAUCAGCGAAGUCUCUCAGCAGGGGACUGCCGUCUUGGGACAGCCCCGUCGCCCCACGUGCUCAGAAAGUGGCCAAGGUCACCGUAGCUCUGAGCAAGACACAGCAGUGCUCAGUGCCUGCAGCCCGCCACCCCCCGGGACUCUCCUGGCUGAGAAGAGACAGGCAGUGGACCUGUACAAGGUGCUGGGUGUCAGGGGCCAGGGCCCAAUGCCGGGGAGCCCAGCCAGCCCCUUGCCGGUCCUCCAGGUGGACUACCUCCCCACCCAGGAGGGCUACUUAUCCUCCAACAUCGAUGACCCCUCUCCAGGAAGGGGUCCUCCCCCUGAGCCUGCGGAAGAUCUGGCGCCUCUGCACGUCUCUUUUUCUGUGUUUUCAAGCUCCCUUCACCCGCUCCCCUUCUCCUGUGGUGAGAAGCUGACUCUGGCUCACUUGAAGAUGGGCUGUGAUGCCUCUCAGGCUCUGAGUGGUGAGACUUGAAGGCUGGGCGUCGCUGGGCCGCCAACCAGCACAGCGUUGCUCGUCCGCCCAGCCUCUCUCCAGUGCUACCAUCAGGUGUGGCUGCAGCGAGAGGCGGGUAAGCCAGCUCCGUGUGGAUCUCAGAGACUGAGCUGGCCUUUGCCGAGAGCGCUCAUCUGGCCUUCGCCAAGAGCCUUGACAAGACCUACUCCGCCACGCGCAUCGGAGACUCCAGCCUGCAUUCCUGCCAACUUGGCCAGCAAGCAAGGAGGGGAAGCGAGGGGGAACCAAAACUGAGCAGUAAUGACCCACAAUUCAGAGGCCCAGUCACUCAACAAGUGUUUGUAAAGUGCCUACUCCACACUACAUACUACGUAGGCUCUAGGUCAGUACUGGCCAACAGAACUUGUUGAGAAGCCAGAAGCAGCCCACAUCUGCACAGUGUGUUAACCACUUGGAAUGUGUCUAGUGCGAAUGCAGAAUGAAAUUUUGAUCGUCAUUAAGUAGCCACACAUGGCUCAUGGCUGCCGUGUUGGGGAGCACAGCUCUGGAUGGCGGAUAAGCUUGUGAGCAUUAUGAGUCUUCAAAAUAA